CACCAUGGCCAACCUGACGGUCCCCCUGGGGGCUGGAAGGAACUCAUGCACCUUCCAUGAGGAGUUCAAGCAGGUCCUGCUGCCCCUGGUUUACUCGGUGGUGUUCAUGGUGGGGUUGCCCUUGAACGCCGUGGUCAUUGGGCAGAUCUGGGUGGCCCGUAAGGCUCUCAGUCGCUCCAUGAUCUACAUGUUCAACCUGGCCACAGCUGACCUGCUCUAUGUCUGCUCCCUCCCACUUCUCAUUUACAACUACACCCAGAAGGAUUAUUGGCCUUUUGGAGACUUCACCUGCAAAUUUGUCCGCUUCCAGUUCUACACCAACCUCCACAGCAGCAUCCUCUUCCUCACCUGCAUCAGCAUCCAGAGGUACCUGGGUAUCUGUCACCCCUUGGCCUCGUGGCACAAGAAGAAGGGGAAGAAGCUGACGUGGCUGGUGUGUGCUGCAGUGUGGUUCAUCGUCAUCGCCCAGUGCCUGCCCACCUUUGUCUUCGCUUCCACCGGCAUCCAAAGGAACCGCACCGUCUGCUACGACCUGAGUCCACCAGAUCGUUCCUCAGCCUACUUCCCCUAUGGCAUCACCCUCACUGUCACCGGCUUCCUGCUGCCCUUCGUGGCCAUCCUCGCCUGCUACUGCCGCAUGGCCCGGAUCCUGUGCCAGAAGGAUGAGCUGAUAGGUUUGGUGGUACACAAGAGGAAAGAUAAAGCCGUGCGUAUGAUCAUCAUCGUGGUCAUUGUCUUCUCCAUCAGCUUCUUCCCCUUCCACCUCACCAAGACCAUCUACCUGAUCGUUCGGUCCUCACCUGACCUGCCCUGCCCGACUCUGCAGGCGUUUGCCAUCGCCUAUAAGUGCACGCGUCCCUUUGCCAGCAUGAACAGCGUCCUGGACCCCAUCCUCUUCUACUUCACCCAACGCAAGUUUCGGGAGAGCACCCGUUACCUUCUGGACAAGAUGAGCUCCAAGUGGCGGCACGAUCAUUGCGUUACCUACGGCUCCUAGGUGAAGACGAGGGCUACCUCGGUGUCACCAAGACUGGACAUGGAGCAAUUUUAGCUUUAAGCUCCACAGAGCAG
Messenger RNA from Antrostomus carolinensis (chuck-will's-widow), 1071 nucleotides. It is a transcript of the gene P2RY6, whose product is annotated as pyrimidinergic receptor P2Y6. The record is from RefSeq and is a predicted model, not a curated record. Gene Ontology annotation, cellular component: plasma membrane. Lineage: Eukaryota; Metazoa; Chordata; Aves; Caprimulgiformes; Caprimulgidae. Gene Ontology annotation, molecular function: G protein-coupled UTP receptor activity; G protein-coupled UDP receptor activity; G protein-coupled ADP receptor activity. Bases 5 to 997 code for a protein of 330 amino acids. Gene Ontology annotation, biological process: cellular response to pyrimidine ribonucleotide; phospholipase C-activating G protein-coupled receptor signaling pathway. The transcript has a single exon.